GAUAACCGACAUGAGUCCUUUGAGCUCAUUACCUCGGUUCUGUUUGCCUUCUUUAUUGUUUUAUGGUUCUAGGUCCUUGAGGACUAAUGGACGUUUGUUUGACGUGGUGUCAGCGAGCCUCCGUCGCCGCGCAGCCCGCUAGCUGCCCAUCACGAGCAGCACUCCAUGUGACCAAAGGAGGAGGAGCCUCCUGCCUUCAAAAGAGCAGCACCCAGAGGACCAGGACCAGAGACCAGUACCAGAACACCAGACCAGCAGAAGACACCAGAAGACACCAGACCAGCAGAACUAUGCAGUACGUUUGUAAUCCCGCCAUCUUGGUCCUCGUGGCAUUGGUUCUGUGCGGCCCAGGCGUCUCCUCCCAGCCCGACAGAGACCAGGACCAGUACCAGAACCAGGACCUGGAUCCGGAGCUGCGGCCCCACAGACUGCUACAACGAGCUCGCAGCGCCGGACUCCUGUCACAGGACUGGAGUAAGCGUGCCGUGGAGGACCUGCUGGCUCAGAUGUCUCUGCCAGAGGCCGACGCCCAGCGGGAGGCUGAGGUCGUUUCCAUGGCGACAGGUGGGAGGUUGAACCUGGAGCGGUCCGUCGACCCCCCCAACAACAUGGCCCCCCGCGAACGCAAGGCCGGCUGCAAGAACUUCUACUGGAAGGGCUUCACUUCCUGUUAAAGCCCGCCCAGCUGCCUCACCGCGACCAAUCCCAGAUCACCUGACCUUCACCUGAACGACUGGACGGACCAAUCAGCAGCUGUCUGGCUGCGGUGUACCUGAAUAAUUAAUGUAAUUAUCAAAUAAAAAGAUAAAUCAUUCAA
Molecule: messenger RNA, 817 nt
Organism: Cyclopterus lumpus (lumpfish)
Lineage: Eukaryota; Metazoa; Chordata; Actinopteri; Perciformes; Cyclopteridae
Product: somatostatin-2-like
Exons: 4
Coding region: 87-674 (195 amino acids)
Biological process (GO): regulation of cell migration
Cellular component (GO): extracellular region
Molecular function (GO): hormone activity
Source: RefSeq, a predicted model, not a curated record